CACUGCUGCCACCCACAGCGAGGCCCUCGUGGCUGCGCUGCCGGCUGUGCGUGUCAGUGCUAGGCCAAUUGCCUCGACGCGCCAGCCGCUGCCGUUCAGCUCAGUCAAGCCUGUUUCAUUUGCCAAAAAUGUUCUGGGCAAGGCCGUGGGCGGUCGGUCUCUGAGCGUCAAAGUCGCAGCUGUGAACGGUUCGGGCCUGAAGGUCGACCUGCGUGGCAAGAAGGCCUUCAUCGCUGGCGUUGCUGAUGACCAGGGUUUCGGAUGGGCAAUUGCCAAGGCCUUGGCUGAGGCUGGCGCCGAAAUUUCGCUGGGUGUCUGGGUCCCCGCCCUCAACAUCUUCAAGAACAGCCUCGAGAAGGGCAAGUUCGAUGAGAGCCGCAAGCUCUCCGACGGUUCGCUCAUGACCUUCAGCAAGAUCUACCCCAUGGACGCCGUCUUCGACACCAUGGCUGAUGUGCCCGAGGAGGUUGCUGCCAACAAGCGCUACGCGGGCAACAAGAACUGGACUGUGUCGGAGGUGGCGGAGUGCGUCAAGCAGGACAUCGGCAACAUCGAUAUCCUGAUUCACUCGCUGGCUAACGGCCCGGAGGUGAUGAAGCCGCUGCUGGAGACCUCGCGCAAGGGCUAUCUGGCUGCCCUGUCCGCCUCCUCCUACUCCUUCAUCUCCAUGAUGCAGCGCUUCGGCCCCCUCAUGAACGAGGGCGGUGCCGCCAUCUCGCUCACCUACGACGCAUCCAACCGCGUCAUCCCAGGCUACGGCGGCGGCAUGUCCUCUGCCAAGGCGGCUCUGGAGUCCGACACCCGCGUGCUGGCCUACGAGGCGGGCCGCAAGUACAACGUGCGUGUCAACACCAUCUCAGCGGGUCCGCUGGGCUCGCGCGCCGCCCGCGCCAUCGGCUUCAUUGACGAUAUGAUCCGGUACUCCUACGCCAACGCGCCCAUCCAGAAGGAGCUCGCCGCCAUCGAGGUGGGCAACGUGGCGGCCUUCCUGGUGUCCCCCCUGUCCUCCGCCGUCACCGGCCAGGUGAUGUACGUGGACAACGGGCUGAGCGUGAUGGGCCUGGCCAUGGACUCCAAGACGCUGGAGCGCCCCCAGUGAACCAUGGGUCACUAGGUGGGUGGAAGAGGAGGAGGGAGAUGGCAGAAGAGGAGGAGGAGGGGCAUGGGGUGAUGAUCGGCAGGUUGGGGCGCUGAGAAGGAGGCGCGUGUAAGGACGAUGUGGCGGAUUGCGGACUUGGGAGGAGUGCUGGGCGGUGGUCAGCUGAUGCUGCUGCUGACCUUGGAUUGCCCGUUUUCGGUAGUGGGAUGGGCUAAUGGACUACCGUAUAAUCGACACCGGGCUGGCUGCAUGGUGGCUGCUGUAAGGUGGCCUGGCUGGGCCAGGCAUAAGGAGGAGGUGCCUGUGCCAGUGCACAGGGUACGGUAUUGCAAUGCAGCGCAACAGCUGCGGAACGGGCGAGUGCUGCGGGCAUGUGUGUGUUGAGCUGCAAGCUGCCGAGACGCGCUUGGGAGGAUGCUACGCUGGUCAUGCCGCCCUUGCGUUUGGAGAUUGCGGCAGUGUCCAGGGAAUUGGCAAGCUCAUAAGGUGAUAUGUGAGCCGGAGGAGGGGGGGUGCAGACAAGGAGGCGGUGUGCAUAACAAUAUACUUACAGUGGGCUCACUUGCACAUGCGGCACUGCCCUGAUUGGGCUGAGCCGUGACACUGUGAGCCGAGCUGAGGCUCACGGGCGUUAGUCCUGAGCCAAAACCCCUUUGUUGGUGUGAUGUAAGCCAUGUAACGCAAAGCAACAGCG
Molecule: messenger RNA, 1793 nt
Organism: Astrephomene gubernaculifera
Lineage: Eukaryota; Viridiplantae; Chlorophyta; Chlorophyceae; Chlamydomonadales; Astrephomenaceae
Source: the annotation of a GenBank genome assembly